GUCUCAUAUCCAGUAGAUUGGUGAAAUUAAAAGAAUUCAAGGAACUAUUUUUUGGCUUCUGAGGGCAGAAUGUCGGAACUGAGCGACGAAGCCAGUGAGGCCGAGCUCUUGAACUGCAGCCUAACCAUGUGGCACGGAGAGGGUCAGGCGGCCAGCCAACAAGAAUUAGACAUACCUUUGGAUCUUCAUACAGCAGCUUCCAUAGGCCAGUAUGAGGUGGUGAAGGACAGUAUUGAACGAGGGGAGAAGGACUUGGAUCAGAAGAACCGCGGUGGCUGGACUCCGCUGAUGUAUGCCUCCUAUAUUGGUUACGACACCGUUGUGCGCAUGCUGCUACAAGCCGGAGCCAACGUGAACAUGUCCACCCCAGAAGGACAGACCCCGCUGAUGUUGGCAGCCAGCUGUGGGAACGAAUGUGCAGCUGCCUUUUUGCUUCAGCAAGGUGCUGAGUUGGAGAUGAAAGACACCCAUGGCUGGACUGCCCUCUUUCAUUGCACCAGCGCUGGCCAUCAGCAGAUGGUGAAGUUCUUACUGGACAGUGGAGCCAACGCCAAUUGCAGGCUCUUUGGACCAAAGAGAAAGAUGACGUCCGCCAUUGCCCGAUGGCACAGCAGUGCCCGACCGCUGAGCGAUGCCCUGGAGCUAGCCUAUGCCGACCGUCUGGAAGCCGAAAUGCAAGAACUGGCCAUCCAGCUUCACAAGAGAUGUGAGGAAGUCAAAGGGCUGAAAGGACAGGUGAGCCAAGAACAGGAGCUGCGAGCGGUGGUCGAGAGCUGCCUCAUGGAGCAGGACGUGGCCUGGAGCAAUGCCCAGGCUCAACUCCAAGAAGUCCAGGGCAUCACCAGAAGUGCUGGGAUCCUCCUGGAGCAGAUACGGGCCUGUCAGGUAGAGCUGGCUUCCCGGAUCAACCAGGAGCAGGCAGGCAGCCAGGAAUUGGAGAUCAGAGCACAGCUAGGAGCCAGCCCCGAAGGAUGGUCGCCUACCUUGAAGGCCCUUAGCCUGCCUGAGCUGUCCGUUCUUCUGGAGGAAUGUGUGGGGGAAAUGGGGGAAACUCUCUGUUCUGUCAACCGUAAUCUCGAGAGGCUACAUCGUCCAGAGAAGGGCAAGGCUGUCCGCAAACAGCCCUAGCAGUAGAGGAAGACAUGCUGACGUUGGGUGACCCUUCCACCCUGAAGCUGUGUUUGCCUGCAAGAGUGAAGAGAGUGCAAGUGACGGAUCGGCUACAUGGGCCACCUCCAGCGAGGGUCUCGGAAUACGCGGCUGCCAUCGGUGGUGAAGGAGGGCAGAUCCUCUGGAUGGCACGCCUGCUGUGCUGAAGGAGGAAUGCGGGUCCGAUUCUGCAAAGCCAGAAGAACAGUGAGAAACAGAAGCUGUCUCAAGCUUGGAAGUGCCAAGCAAGCAAGUUCACACGUGCCUUGUUGUGGAAGAUGUGCUUGCAAGCCUUGUAGGUGUCAAUAUCUAAGGUUCUUCUUCCUUCGUCUCUGGGUCCACAACAGGAAACAUCAUGGCAAUAAAACUUUCAACGUAAGGACUUCAUCCUCUUUUGACCUAGAGGCCGGAAGAGUUUGCAAUUCUCCCCUCCCUCAAUUUUAUCCUUUCUUUUCUCCUCCAAUCAAAUGUGAUUUUUUUUUUUAAAGAAAAAAAUGUGGAAAUGCUCUCUUUUUUUUUUUUCCGCAGGCACAAAAUUGCCUUUUGGGGUCCUUUUAACACACAAAUUGAGAUGAUAGUCUCACACUUGACAAUAUGAGGCGGCUCCCGUUAGCAAAACUGGAGUUGUAAAAUCUUCAGGCAGAACAAAGGACUCUGGGAUUAGUUCUGAAGAGCCAGAGAUAACAUCCUGGUCAGAAAGAAUAGCAUAAACCUAGUGUAUGUAAGGCAGAAAUGUCAGAGUUGAUUUCCUUGAGGGCUGCAUCAGGGUUGUGUUUGAUCUCGGAGGGCUGGGUGAGCGUGGCCAGGAUUGGGAAUGGGCCUCGUGGGGAGGGGGAACCUGUGGUUGCGUGAGUAUUUGCGUGAGUAUUUCUAAAGCUUGAGGGACCACUCCAGGGUUUAUGGCUGCUAACUCAUAGUUAAAGGGAGUUGGGUGUAUAAUGUAUUAUGUAUUAUUUUCCAGGGCACAUCAUAAAACCUACUCCUCAGAAACAGAACAAUAUUUUAAAGAAUGUACUUCGAUCUUUAAUCGUUAUAGUCUGGUUUCUCUUCAGAUCAUAUACUGUACAACUUUUGUCUUUUAUAUUAAAGAGUGUGAUUUUUAAAAAAAAAAUCUAUCUGGCAAGGCGAGGUAGACCUUUAUGAAACAGAAACCAAUUUAAACCUCGGGCAUGGCUGUACUACUUCCAACUGGAGAAGGAACUCAAAGGAUGACAUGAUUUUACAUGCUUCCUCUUCCUUGCCCACCUGGUGUCUUCUGGAGGUUUCAAAACGACCUCGGAGCCAAUGUAGAUGGUAACCAUGAUAUAGAUGGCAUCAGGUUGGAGGAAGGGGGAGGUAAGAGUUUCUAGCUAGGAUAUGGUUUGUUUGUUUUUCCUGUUACGCCAGCUACUCUUAAAUGCGCAGGGACUGUUUUGUAAAGAGGGUGAUUCAGUCAUAAAAUGCUCAAAUACAGACUGACGUGGUACAGCCCAGGUAAAUUUUUAUACCUGAGCCUUUUUUGCUUAUGCAAACCAGACCUCUGGCUAUUUAUAGCGACGUAGAAUAAAAAUUGCAAUCUAUUUUUGAUAUACUGAAGUAGAUGCUUUUUUUUCAAAUAAAACAAUGGUA
Messenger RNA from Notechis scutatus (mainland tiger snake), 2757 nucleotides. NCBI's taxonomy places the organism in Eukaryota, Metazoa, Chordata, Lepidosauria, Squamata, Elapidae. The record is from RefSeq and is a predicted model, not a curated record.